AGCGGGCGCGCGAGCCGCCUGGAGAAGUUCGGGCGGGAGGGGGGCGUCGAGGCAGCGCGGGCGGGCGGGCACGCGCAUGGAGUGGCCGAGGUAGACGCGGGAGAGAUCCGUAUCCGCGAGAGCAAGCGAGCGCGCGCCCGUCCGGAGAGCACGCGCCAGCCUCGCGCCGCGACGCCCACCCUCACCGCCCGGAGCGUCCCGCGUGGGAGCCCCCGCGCCGGGCCGAGAGAGGCGCGCGGCCAGACCGCGCCAGUGAUUACAGUUCCUGUAUUCCACCAUUUUUUUGAUGGAAGAGGAGGACCAUAACCCAGAAGUGAAGUCUGCAGUAAAACAAGGAACUCUUGUUGAAUAAUUUGUCUCCUUUCAAAAGCAGCACCCAGUUUAGAAGAAGCUUGAAGAGAAGAGAGUACUUUUGGACUUGGCUCUUUUCAGUUUUACUUAUUCAGCACAUAAAUGGUGAUCAGCAAAGACACAGAAGCAGUUGUGGCUGCCAUUCAGCUUCACAUCAAGUAGCGUUUAGGUUCUUGGAGGGGAACUUAAGUUACAUGAAGUGAAAAGUAUUUCAAGACAUCGCUUAUUUUUAAGAACAUUAGCACCGUGGAUUUUUUAGCAACUGUACAUGUGAUGAAAAUGAAGUUUAUAUUUUAAGAGCAUAUGCUUAGGCAGAUGUCUCCCAUUUAAUAUCAGAAUUUGGGAGAAGCAUUUUUAUAUAACUUAACCUCCUCCCACUCCCCCCCCAUCCAAGCUUUGAAACUGAUGUGCUACAGACAAUGAAUAAUCCCACAGAUUUGGGUGUACCUGUUCAUUGUUAACCAUGGCGUUGCUCUGAAUGUUAUCAUGCAGACCCAACAACUGCUUUUGUAAUGUAAAAUCUGAGUUCCAUAGCACCACGACAAGAGGAAAUUUAAUGAGGUGAACGUGGUUGUGGCAUUUUUACAUGUAAAUUACUUUUUUAGGGUUUUUUUUGUAGUGUGAGUGCAGAGAAAUUAAGAUGAGCAGUUGAGGGGGUGAAGGGUGCAGUCAGCACGAAGUGCAGCUUCUCGUGCUCUGCUUAGAGACGCACCAUUGCCUCAAAUCUGACAUAACUGCAUUCUGGAGAAGGAAGAAACCUGAAGGUCAGAGUGAAGCACAGAAAUAAAGGAGAAAAUUGGACUGCAGAGAACAAACUCUGGUAGUUGAUCGUACCUCUUUUUUUCUAUAUAUACAUACAAAAUCUUGGCUCAUGCACAACACCAUGAAAGGGUGAAAAUAAGGAGGAAAGGGAGGGAACCAAGAGGACCCCCCACAAAAUGCAAUACUCCAUGUAAUCUAAUUCUGAAUGAGCAGUUGGAUGAUAACUCCUAGGGUACUUGAAGGUGGGAGUCAUACCACACUUUGGAAAGUUAACUUUUCCGUGGUUCACAAACUUGAAUUCCUCACCUACAUACCGCUACUAGUAUCUGUUGUAAAGCUCUUACUGCUCAUGACAGUGCAGUUACAGAUACUCGAGUCUUCUUUCUCACCAGCUUGUGUCCUACUUUUGUCCUUCUUGCUUUCCAUUCACUGUCAGGAAUUCAGCACGUCAGCUACUACAGUUAUGGACUGUGUGUAGAAUAAUGUAGUUUUAAGAUUGAGGGGUAGUUAGAUUAGACUUGCUCUAUGAGACUAAUUUGAACUCUUACCUCUCUUUACAAAGAUUACAUCUUUACCAUAUUUACCCUCCCACUUUCUGAAGAAAAACAUACAGUGCACACAGGGCCAUACUGCAAGGCAAUGAGCAUUUGCAAAAGGAAGCCCGUAAAUUCGAGUGUUUCCCAUGUCUUUAUGCACUGCGUGUUUGCUCUGUCUCCUUUCUACCUCCAGACCAGUCCCAACAUGAAUUUCAUAGACGCAUUGCUAAAGUUGUUGUUGUAAACAGGAAGUAUUUGGAACUUGUAAAGGCCUUAUCUAUUCUGGCCCAGGAGACCAUGUUGGCAGCUUUCUAGUAAGAAUUGUAUUUAAGCCCAGCAAAAGAUUGCAACUUUUUUUUUUCUGUUCACUGGGGGGGCCUAAAUGUUACAGUGCAAUUAUUCCACACAAUUCUACAGCAAGGGCUGACAGACUGGAGAUGUAGUUGUUCUUUUUUCCACUUGUAGAUCCUGGCCAUGAGGUUUGAUGCCUCGCUUUAUUGAAGGGAGACACUGGACCUAAAUGGCGCAGCAUGACUUUGUUCCUGCCUGGCUUAACUUCUCAACGCCACAGUCGGCCAAGUCCCCUGCAGCCACCUUUGAGAAACAUGGAGAGCAUCUUUCGCGGGGUGAGGGCCGCUUUGGUGUGAGCCGUAGACGACACAACUCUUCUGAUGGAUUUUUCAAUAAUGGCCCCCUCAGAACUGCGGGAGACUGCUGGCAUCAGCCUUCCCUGCUCCGCCAUGAUUCUGUAGAUUCCGGUGUUUCUAAAGGAGCUCAUGUUGGGCUUUCUGGCAAUCAGCCUGGCUGGCAUGGUCCCUCACGGGGCCAUGAUGGUAUGAACCAGCGUGGUGGUGGAGGAACUGGAGUCCAUCGCCACUGGAAUGGCAACUUUCACUCUCGGAAGAACUCUGCCUUCCAAGAAAAGGUGCCCGUUGAGGCCAGAGAAGAGAAGAGAGAAGAAAAAGAGAAGCUGCAGUUUGAGGAAGACGACUUUCCAUCUUUGAAUCCAGAAGCUGGAAAACAGAAUAACCAGAGCAAACCUUUAGGGACACCUUCUGGAGUGUGGGAAAACCCCCCUAGUGCCAAGCAACCUACCAAGAUGCUGGUCAUCAAAAAGGUUUCAAAAGAGGAUCCUGCUGCCGCCUUCUCAGCUGCAUUUACGUCACCAGUUCCUCACCUUGCAAAUGGCAACAAGACCACCACAAUUGUCCCAAGUGUCUACAAAAAUCUGGUUCCUAAACCUGCAGCUCCUCCAUCUAAGCCAAGUCCAUGGAAAGCUAACAGAAGUGAACAUAAACCCGGCUCGCUUUCCUCCAGCCGUGACUCUGCCUUUACCAGUCCGGUGUCUGUAACCAAACCAGCGGUACUGGCGAGUGGCUCAGUUCUCACCUCUCCCAAAGAGAGUCCUUCCAGCAUCACCCCUCCCAUUGAGAUCAGUUCUUCACGUUUGACUAAGCUGAUGCGUCGCACCGCCGAUAAGAAAAGUGAAUUCCUGAAGGCAUUGAAAGAUGACAGGAAUGGAGAGAUCACAGAGAACAGAGAAUGUGACAAGUUGGAGGAUAUGGAGGGCAGCAGCACACCAGAACCAAAGGAAAACUGGGAAGAGAAUUGCCAUCAGAAUGGCCUUUCUCUCCCUUUAAUGGAGGAAGGGGAGAACCUUUCACAUUCACUGGAAGCAGAACACAGGUUACUGAAAGAAAUGGGAUGGCAGGAGUAUCCUGAAAAUGAUGAGAACUAUCUUCCCCUCACUGAGGAUGAGCUCAAAGAGUUCCAAGUUAAAUCAGAGCAGCUAAGAAGAAAUGGAUUUGGGAAGAAUGGAUUUCUUCAGGGCCGCAGCUCCAGCUUGUUCUCCCACUGGAGAAGCACUUUUAAGACAGAGUUGGAGGACUCAGACACAGAAACUAGUAGCAGCGAAACGUCAGAUGACGAUGCCUGAAAGUGGGCACAAAACAUUAAAAAAAUAAAUAAAUAAAACCAACCCAAUAAACUCGGUUCAUAGUUCAACGUGUGUUUGGGGUUGUAUAAACUAAACAGAGUUUAUUCUGUCUCCAGUCUGUUCAGUUUUUCUUUUGUUGUUGAAUACUUCAUGCACAAGGGAAAUAAUUGUAUCCCAAAGAAGAGAGAAAUUGGCUUGUUUAGCUUUUUCUUUUGGUUUUGCCCUUCUGCUUAAUAGAAAUUUGUGCAGCUAGCAAAUUUGUGAUGAGAAUCCCUCGUCAGGCAAUGCACAAGUUCAGUCUUGUAAGCAGGAUACAGGUGACUGAUCUUUGCAACAACAAGCUUCUAAUAAUGCCGCCUGCAUUACAUAAUGUUGCGCGGUAACAAUGUGCUAAAACAAUCAUUGUCAAUGACAAAAUGGCUAUUGAAGUUCUAAUUGUGUUAAAUUAAUGCUAAUAACAUGAAUUUUUUAUUUUUUAUUUUUUUUUGCGGCUCGGGGAGCUUCAUCACUUAACCAGGCGUUUGUGGUUUUCUUUUAUGGGUACAGCUGUAAAAUAUUUGGACAUAGGAAUUGUUUGUGUUCUUCUUCUUGCAGCCUUGAUAUUCAGGGUGGAUUGUAAAAUAUAAAUUUUUUGUGAGAUUUCAAAGAUUAAGAUUAUUUUGAUAACAUUAUUUACAGAUUUAAAAAAGUGACUAUCACAUUGAGUCUGUAUGAGGGGAAAAAACUACUGCAUCAAAAAAUAACUAACUUGGAAUAAAUAUUUUGCAUCAGUUUGCCAA
Dermochelys coriacea (leatherback sea turtle) is the source of this 4364-nucleotide messenger RNA. RefSeq names its product GC-rich promoter binding protein 1 like 1 (gene GPBP1L1). Gene Ontology annotation, molecular function: DNA binding; RNA binding. Bases 2170 to 3585 code for a protein of 471 amino acids. The transcript has 11 exons. The record is from RefSeq and is a predicted model, not a curated record. NCBI's taxonomy places the organism in Eukaryota, Metazoa, Chordata, Testudines, Dermochelyidae. Gene Ontology annotation, cellular component: nucleus. Gene Ontology annotation, biological process: positive regulation of DNA-templated transcription; DNA-templated transcription.